Molecule: messenger RNA, 954 nt
Organism: Ramularia collo-cygni
Lineage: Eukaryota; Fungi; Ascomycota; Dothideomycetes; Mycosphaerellales; Mycosphaerellaceae
Exons: 2
Coding region: 1-954 (317 amino acids)
Source: RefSeq, a predicted model, not a curated record
AUGGCAGAGACUUGGGAUCCAGAAGAGCUGUCCGCGAUCCUCGACUCGACUCAGCCAAGUCUGAGCCAAGCCGAACACGAUCCUACAUUUCCAUCACGGUCUCAAGAAUACGAGGACAUGAUUCGAGCCAUCACCCCCAGCUCCCCCGAAGGACGCAUUAUACGCACGCUCCAAGGCUUUCUAGAGGACAAGUUGGACACAAAGACCGCUGCCGACAUUCUUGCCUCUACCAUGUCUCGUCAAUGCUCAUCUGAAAGCCGCGACGCUUGCAGUCUCUGGGGCCAGAUCUGUCGCCGCGGAGAAACUUGGCCCGAGCAGAAGCUCGUCCGUCUGGGAGACUUGGUAGUAGAAAUGGCGAAGCUGUCAUAUGCUCUACCAGCCUAUCCGUACGAUAGCGAUGAACCAGUGCAAGGUUCCAGCAGCUUUAAGGAGCUACCUGGAUUUGGCCAAGAGCUCGCUGGCCACCUACAAGGUCCAAAAUGUUACGGCCUGCGUUUCAUGCCACCACUUGAUGAACACGCAGAUACCGCUGCUCGAGCACCAAAGUCAAUGACGGAUAUAAAGGUCGAUGCGUCUGUCCCCAUUGCCGUGAGAUCUCUACAUCGGAAUAUCAGUACUUUCGCCGCAAUCCUCAGCCGUCACUAUAUACAGGGAAGUCUGAAACCGAAGUGUGUUGACAGCCGUGGAUUAGCAUGCUAUACAAUAGUAGCCGCUCUCGAGCACGAACUCAGCGAGAAUGAAGCAAAACAAGGCGCAGACGGAUUGACGACAAUGCCCGAUCAAGACUGGACCGCUUUCAGAACUCCACAGCCAAGUCUGGAGAUGCCAGCUGCCACACAGUGGCUUUCCAUACUCGGGCGUGGUCUGUUUGAUGGCAUAUCUAGUGCAAUGCAUCCUCCGGGUCCAAUCUGGAGCAGACUUGGCGGUAGCGACGAGAUUACAAUGGAGCGAUGA